GUACUCUGGGAAUGUGUGACUAGAUACAGGAAUUCUGCUACCCGUUUCCUUAAAAACAAAUAAGAAGAAAAAAAUAACUGGAAACUGAUUAAUCAAAGUCACUUUUAUUACAUAUAGUCAUUUAGCAGACGGCUUUUAUAUAAAAAAAAAAAUUAUAAACAUAUUAUUAAUAAACUGUAUAUCACCAUUCUGAAUAAAUAAACUCAUUCUAAACGAGCACGAAGUGAUGCAUGUUCGUGCGGGGUUUGAGGGCGCAGCUCGGGAUUGCAGCUCCGACAUUGAAAUCCAAAUGGAAGCGAAACCCAGCCGAGCCAUCCGUGAUGAGAGCUGCAAGCAGGGGAGAGAUUGAAAAUGCGGAUGUCUCUUUAGAAAGAGAAAUGAGCGGAUCGAGAGAGCUGCGCGCUGACUGGAAGGAGAGCGAAAGAGAUGGAGGCGGGGGGAAGUCUCUCAGCUCUGCGGGGACUGGAGCGCCCGUGCCCUGGACCGGCGGCGCAGUGCUGGCUAACAUUCAACCCUCCCCUUGUUCCACAACCAGUUCCACACACAGGCAGCGACAGGUAAGGUCUGACCAGCGCCUCAUGCUAUCAACCGUUUGGUAAACAAACAUUGAAAAAAAAAAUAUCGUCUUAGACACAAAAAUAAAAACAUUGCAUUUGAAUUUAAAUGUAUUUGCUUAGCUUUUGUGGAUCUUUUUUUUUUUUUUUUUUAAGACGCCGCGUUUAAAUUCGCGUUGACAGUGCAAGGCACGGUACAUUCCGAGGUCGCCGAAUUUCCCGUCCUGUGACUCGAGGAAAAACAUACUCCUAAUAUCUACUACAAGCGUCCAGUUUCUACUACUGGCGCCUGAAUCUUACACAAGUACACGCCAAUAUCAUUAUUAAACGUGAUACGGGCACAUCAGUUCGCGUUGGAGCCCUUGUGGUCGUCUUUAUUUCCGAGUCAGGACUCCAUGAGGCUCGUGGAGGGAAGAACCAGCAGCUUCUGGUUCGCCAUCAGGGAGCUCCGUUAUACUUCUCACCGUGUGGGCUUGUUUUCGAUUGCGCCUCCGUGUGAGCAAAGUUCGUGAUCACAACUGGCAGUUUAUCGUUUAUAUCUGUGUUUGAGGAGCAACCCGGGUAAGUUCCAAGCCUAGGCGUACCAUUUUAAGCUCGUUUUUUUGUCGGUUGAGGCGAGUUAGACUUGAAGCAUGUAUGGCGGCUCUAGAACAGUCGUCACGCCUGUGAAGCGUUCUCUCUCUCGGCUGUUACAUUUUUCCUUUGUGACGAGUGGGAACAAAACGAUGCAUUUGAUCAAAAGAUGUGAUACUUUUCGAAUCCAGUCAUAAUUCUGAUUCAAUCACCGUGUAUUGAGUGCCUUUAACCGUAUAUUUAUUUAAUUUCUAUUUUUCAAGCUUUUGAAGACCCUACUGCUAACCGCCGCCAUACGGCUGCAAACACUUUGCUUUCACCCCGCGUUCCUCGUCAGUACAAAGUCGGGGUAAACAACCAUUUUUCUUUACGAGUAAUUCCAAGCAAUGAAUGGAGAAAUGGACCCCUCAGCUAAAGACCCCGUUUGGGAGCAGGAUGACAUGUUGAAGCUGUUGGAUGCCAUGAAGGGGAAUCUGCCUGAAAAGGAUCAAGCCAAGUACAAGACAUCUGAGUCCCAUCUGGACUGGGAGAAAGUGGCUUUCAACUCGUACUCUGGAGAGAUGUGCAAACAGAAAUGGCUGGAAGUUUCACGCGAGAUACGCAAAUUCCGCACACUCACGGAAUUGAUUGUGGAUGCACAGGACUACAUCAAAAAUCCCUACAAAGGAAAGAAACUGAAGAAACACCCAGACUUCCCCAAAAAGCCAUUGACACCAUAUUUUCGUUUUUUUAUGGAAAAACGAGCCAAGUACGCUAAACUACAUCCAGAGAUGAGCAACCUAGAUCUCACCAAAAUCCUUUCGAAAAAAUACAGGGAGCUGCCAGAGCGUAAGAAAGAGAAAUAUGUGAAAGAUUUUCUCAGAGAAAAAGAGUCUUUCAUGGCCAGCAUGAUGAAGUUCAAGAAGGAUCAUCCCGACCUUCUAGAGAAUGGUAACAAGAAGUCUAAUGUUCCAGAGAAGCCCAAGACACCGCAGCAGCUGUGGUAUAGCCAUGAGAAGAAGGCCCAUCUCAAAGCACACCCAGAUGCGACCACCAAAAACAUCAAGGAUAGUAUUGGCAAGCAGUGGCCACAGCUCUCAGACAAGAAGAAGAUGAAAUGGAUCAUGAAGUCACUGGAACAGAAAAAACUGUAUGAGGAGAAGAUGCGUGAGCUUAUACAGCAGCACCCAGAGAUGAACAUCACAGAGGAGGACAUUGUCAAAUCCACUCUGACCAAAGCAGAGAGACAGCUCAAGGACAAGUUUGACGGGCGGCCAGACAAACCACCAUGCAAUGGUUACUCAAUGUUUUGCGCUGAGCUGAUGUCCAGUAUGAAAGACGUUCCAAGUACAGAGCGUAUGGUCAUGUGCAGCCAGCGCUGGAAAGUCCUCAAACAGAGCGAGAAGGACGCAUACCAAAAACGCUGUGAACAGAAAAAAAAAGAAUAUGAGGUCGAGAUGAAUCGCUUCUUAUUAAGUAUCUCAGAAGAGGAACAGCAGAGAAUACUGGGUGAACAGAAGAUGAGCGGCUUUAAAAAGGGAGGUGAUGGCAGUCUUGCCUCCAAAAAGAAAAGCUCCAAAGCAAAGUCUGCAGAGAAACCUAAGCCCCCUGUCUCGGCAAUGUUCAUUUUUUCGGAAGAGAAGCGCCCUAAACUUCAACAGGAAAGGUCCGAUCUGUCUGACAUGGAGCUCACCAGACUACUGGCCCGUAUGUGGAAUGAGCUUUCUGACAAGAAGAAGGAGAAGUAUAAAAAUCUUGAAAUAACGCUGAAGGCAGACUCGGAAAAGAACAGCGAGGAGAAAGGAAAACGUCCAGAAACGCCCAAAACAGCUCAGGAAAUCUGGCAACAGAGUGUCAUUGGAGACUAUCUUGCCAGAUUCAAGAAUGAUCGGAUGAAAGCUCAGAAGGCCUUGGAAGCCACCUGGAACACCAUGGAGAAGAAAGAGAAGAUUGUGUGGAUCAAGAAGGCUGCAGAGGACCAGAAAAGAUACGAGAGAGAGCUGAGUGAGAUGCGGUCUCCUCCUCCCGUCUUUACCCCGGGAAAGAAAAUGAAAUUUGAAGGGGAACCUAAGAAACCACCCUCGAAUGGUUAUCAGAAGUUCUCUCAGGAAAUGCUGUCAAAUGGCGAGCUGAACCAUCUGCCCAUGAAGGAGCGGAUGGGUGAAAUCGGAGGUCGCUGGCAGCGACUAUCUCUGAAAGACAAGGAUCGUUACAAAAAGAUGGCAGAGGAGAAACAGAGGCAGUACAAAGUGCUGCUGGAGCAAUGGCUUGCGAGUUUAUCAUUGCAAGAGAAAGCUGUGUAUAAAGAAUAUAAUUCUCUGAAACGGAGGAGUACAGCAAAACCAGGUGGCACCAAUGCUAAAGUGAAACCCAAGGCCAAAACAUCAGAUGAUGAUGAUGACGAUGAUGAGGAGGAAGAAGAGAAGGAAUCUGACGAUGGAUCAUCCUCUAGCGAUGACAGUGAUGACGACGAUGAUGAUGAAGACGACGAUGAUAAUGAGGAAAACAUGGAUGACGAAGAGGUGGAGGAUAAGGAGAAUAAAUCAGAAAGCAGCAGCAGCGCCUCCAGCUCAGACGACUCGUCAGCAUCCGACUCAGACUGAGCCAGAGCCGAUUCAGGCCGAGCCCACAGACUGCCAGAAAUGCUGUGAACUGAGCCACAAGUCACGGGUGUGAGCCUGCCCUGCACUGUGCUCUGCCCACCACCAGAGGGAGAUCACCCCACUGUAACACAUCUAUGCCCACCCAGCUACCCCUCUUUCUCUCUCACACACAGUCUUUCCCCUGCUUCUGUUCUGUAAUCCCCUGUGCAUUCAGUUAUAUUUGUUCCUCUAUAAAUGUGCUUGGCAAGGUUUAAGGCAAACAAAAUGCGUACGAGGAUGCAUAAUCUAAAUUCCUUCCUCUGACACAAUGCUGAUCACUGAAAAGUGUAAAGUGCUCUGCUAUUGGCUUGUAGUCAUUAUGAGGCAUCAUUAGGAUGCAUCAAGUUUCUAAUUUAAAGGUAGGAUUUCAGAGGAGAUCAAGAGCACCAGGUGCCAUUUUCUUUUUCCUAUAUGAGCCAAAGAAUCUCUUUAAGUUUUGCAGAUUUAUUUAGGUACAGGGGACCAAAUAAUUGCACUCUGAAGAAUGUCUGCUUUCGUACUCUCCAUCUGUACCUUUCACUAGCGUUGUUUCUCUCCAGCUGGUCCUUUUACUUGCUCCCUCCAUUUUUGUUUUAGAUUUUUUUUUUUUUUUUCGCUUCUUCGGUUCAAAAAAUGUGGUAUUUGUAGGAACAAUGAAGCCAUUUUGAAUGUCACUGCAUGGACCCUGCUGGUCGCUCACUUGCUGCUUGUUUAUAAAGCAUUCAUGCACCAUCCUUCCUUGCACCUGAUGAGGGUCAGGAGGUUACAGGUGAAAAUGGACUAUUUAUUUUCAUCCUGUUUUAGGAACAGGCUGUUUUGCGCUUUUGACAAAGCCAAGAAACCAGCAGAUGGAUUCCAGAUAGCUGUUCAGAUAAUUAAAACAACCAAUGUUACGUAAUACUAGUUCAUCAGUUAAUUGUUCGCAGAAAUAAGUGUUUUGUUUUUUGCUGAUUGGGCACCAAACCGUCUUCUCAUUUGUUAAUAAUGGUUACAUAUUGUUAAAAGCUGAAGUUGUUUUUCCUCUUUCCAACCACUGUUUUCUUUUUAAAAACUUGAUACAUUUUAAAUAUAUGAUCGAUACGAGUUACCCCACAAUUCAGUGCACUUAUGAUGAAAUGCCAAGCUCACAAGCCCAGUUCUUUCAGUUUUCCUCUGUCUACAUUUCAGUCAUAACCCUAUAAUGUCAACCACUUUGAAGGUUUUUUUACACACCAGCUCAAGGAAUGUAAUGGAGAUGUUUUAUUUAAGCGAGGGGUACCGAUAUUUGUUGUGUGUUUGUGUGUAUAUAUAAACAGAUUUUAGGGUAACUGGUAUAUUCUCUAAAUUCCAAUGCCCUGGCCAGAAAUAGUGACUAAAUUAAGAUGGAAACCCACAACCCAGCUCCUGACACGAGUUACAACCUCUUCAGUAUUUGUACAUAGCCAUUAACUAGAUAUGGGUGCAGUAAAUAAAUGGUUCCCCAUUAACGAAAAUUGGGCCUUAUUAAUUUGAAUCUGUAUGCUGUAUUUGCUCCACCAGGCAUGUCAAAACUUGUUCAGUUUGUUUAUUGAUGAUUUGAGUGACGGGCCAGGAUGGGAGAUUCCAGUGGACCUUUCUUCAAGAUUAGAUUUGUUUUAUAUAGGUUUUUCAGAUUUGCAAAUUUACUUGGGUUGGGUUCAGUGCUGUUGUAAGGUAUUUGUAAAUAUGGCUUUAUUCUUUUUUGUUUUCUUCUUUGUAUUGAGUGAACUUUAUUGCGUUUGUAAUUUCAGUUGGCUAAGUAAUCUGCUGCUGUAGCCAGACCGUUUUUUAAUUUGGUAAGUUUUAGUUUUUUACCCCUUCCUAUGUUUGUUUAUUUGUAGAAAUGGUAACAACAACACAAAUAAAGAAAAAGCUUAAAUUUGUACUACAGAUUUGAAACAUUUGGAUGUUUUCUAUAGCAAGAGAUGUAUAUCCAUGCAAUUUCAAAUUUGGGCAAAUAAACAUUCUCUUAAAUGG
Messenger RNA from Xyrauchen texanus (razorback sucker), 5701 nucleotides. RefSeq names its product upstream binding transcription factor (gene ubtf). The transcript has 21 exons. Lineage: Eukaryota; Metazoa; Chordata; Actinopteri; Cypriniformes; Catostomidae. The record is from RefSeq and is a predicted model, not a curated record. The coding region runs from base 1514 to 3709 and encodes 731 amino acids.